Molecule: messenger RNA, 2926 nt
Organism: Erinaceus europaeus (western European hedgehog)
Lineage: Eukaryota; Metazoa; Chordata; Mammalia; Eulipotyphla; Erinaceidae
Gene: SEC22A
Product: SEC22 homolog A, vesicle trafficking protein
Exons: 7
Coding region: 166-1089 (307 amino acids)
Biological process (GO): endoplasmic reticulum to Golgi vesicle-mediated transport
Source: RefSeq, a predicted model, not a curated record
UCGAGCCUCUGUUGGGACGUGUCCUUCGCUCUCCCCACCUCCCGCUACGACCUCGGUUUCGCCACGGAACCCUUGCAUGCCCGUCACUAGGCAGGAAGCGGGCAGCUGCCGGGUGUCGUUGGAGCCGCGCAGCUCUGGCGGGGCAGGUCUUCUCUGUUGGUUGAAAUGUCUAUGAUUUUAUCUGCUUCAGUCAUCCGUGUCAGAGAUGGAUUGCCACUUUCUGCUUCAACUGACUAUGAUCAAGGCACAGGCGUGCAGGAGUGUAGAAAGUAUUUUAAAAUGCUCUCAAGGAAGCUUGCUCAACUUCCUGAUAGAUGUACACUGAAAACUGGACAUUAUAACAUUAAUUUUAUUAGCUCUCUGGGAGUGAGCUACAUGAUGUUGUGCACUGAAAAUUAUCCAAAUGUUCUGGCCUUCUCUUUCCUGGAUGAGCUUCAGAAGGAGUUCAUUACUACUUAUAACAUGAUGAAGACAAAUACUGCUGUCAGACCAUACUGUUUCAUUGAAUUUGAUAACUUCAUUCAGAGGACCAAGCAACGAUAUAAUAAUCCCAGGUCUCUUUCAACAAAGAUUAAUCUGUCUGACAUGCAGACAGAAAUCAAGUUGAGGCCCCCUUAUCAAAUUUCCAUGUGUGACCUGGGGUCAGCCAAUGGAGUCACAUCUGCAUUUUCUGUUGACUAUAAAGGUGCUGGUAAGAUUUCUUCUGCUCACCAGAGAUUGGAACCCGCAACUCUGUCAGGAAUUGUGGCAUUUAUCCUUAGUCUUUUAUGUGGAGCUCUGAAUUUAAUCCGAGGUUUUCAUGCUAUAGAGAGUCUCCUGCAGAGUGAUGGUGAGGAUUUUAAUUACAUUGUUGCAUUUUUUCUUGGAACAGCAGCCUGCCUUUACCAGUGUUAUUUACUUGUCUACUACACCAGCUGGCGGAAUGUCAAAUCUUUUUUGACUCUUGGCUUAAUCUGUCUAUGUAACAUGUAUCUCUAUGAACUGCGAAACCUCUGGCAGCUUUUUUUUCACGUGACUGUAGGAGCAUUUGUCACACUACAGAUCUGGCUAAGGCAAGCCCAGGGCAAGGCUCCUGAUUAUGAUGUUUGACAACCAUCUUUCAGACACAAUGCCUCAGCUUCAGGGGGAAAAGGAAGGGAGUGUAUCUUAACUGCCACUGUGAUGAAGAAACUAUUCUCCACAAACGAGAAGCUCUUCAUUUUCUUCAGCUAUCCCUUUUGUUUUAAGUCGGCAUGGCAUGCCUGUGAGCAUGCAAUACCUGUUAGGCAAACUACUCUCAGAAGAAUGCUGGCCGAGAGAUUAUUCAUAAGAAGAAUAGAAGUCCUCUCUGCAAGGCCAUACAGUGGAAAGACAGUCAUACACCAUUGGAAGACUUGCCAGUAGUCCUGAACCCUUGCUGAAAAGUCCAGUUAAAAAAAAAAACAAAAACAAACAACAUAAGCUACUUUCUUACUCUGAGGACCAACAGGAACUUUGUAACCUGGGGUUGUCUUUGUGAGGCAUUAGUGUAGACCAAAUAAAAAAGAUGCUGUAACCAAUUGGACAGUUAUAUUUAAAACAAGUGACUUGCUAAAUGUCAAAUUACUUGCACAUGUAACCAUGUUCAGGAUGGUGUGGAAUUUUUUCCUUUUGUAUUUUUGCUUGACUCUUAAUUUGAAACCACCUGAUACAGGAGAAAGCUUUGGUGAGCUCACCCCUGGAACAUCACAAGUAUUGGAAAUACAGUGACAUAUUUCCUUUCUAGACCAUACGUGUAGUUUUCUUAUCAGUUAAAAGGUACGAUUCAUUAGAUGGUAGCCAUCGUUUUCCAAACCUCAGUCACUUAAGUACUUAAUGUACUAUUAUUUACUUACCUUUUACCUUAAAAACAUUUUUAAAAGUACCAAAUCUCUACUUCAAACAGAAAAUCACUAUCAGUUUACCACAAAUAAAAGCUAACUACAAAGUAAAUUACUAUUAAUAUGUAACAGUAAAUUCUAGCAAGACACUAAUGCCUGCUCUGAAUCUAAGAGACCUGUUCCCUUUUUUUUUUUUUUUUUCUGCAGUGAGAAAGAUGUUACCCAGCACCAAAACAGGUCUCUGUGCAAUUAUCAGAAUCAUAAGAGAAAUUUGUAAAGGGAAUGACAGUCUCACUGUGAUUUUUCACUAUUUAAUUCUGUUGCGUAGUAUCUAAAGUUAUCUUGUGUAUCACCAGUGAUAUAGGUCUUGUGCAACACUGAACUGCUUUAAUAAAAUCAGGUGACUUUUCUUUCAGCAACUUAUUGGGUUGUCAUAAAAGUCAUGAUGUGUUUUUCUACACAAAAAAGAGUCUUGACUUUUCAGACAGCCCAAUAUUUUAUUAUGGCAUUGAGCAAUUAAGUGGUCUAGUAUCUAACAUGAAGAUUGUUCAAAUUGUUAUGAACUGAUAAGAGAAAGUACAGAGUUUGAUUCUGUUAGCAAAGCUUACAACUCUUCUAGGUUUGGAAGUGACCUUCAUGAAUUACUUUUUUUUUUUUUAAGAAGAGUUCCAAAUAAUAAGGUACUAAAAUUUUGCAUCCAGAAAAAAGGUGGACACAUUAUAUACUGUUCAUUUUACUUGACAAUAUUGAGUAAAAGAGAUAACAGGGAUAAAUUAAUUGUACAUCCCUAUUUGUCUGAACCAAUGCAUGUAGGUGUGUCUGUACUCAUAAAACCUUGCUAAGCUAGAACUGUUUUUUUUUUUUUUUUUUUCCUGCAUUUCCCUUUCAGGAGAAAGAGGCAAAAAAGAAGACAGUAAACUGAUACAUGAUGAUAUGGUAUCAGGGACUUAUUUGAAACAAGAAACUCUAGUUGAUUACAGUUUCCUCAUCCCAACAAAACUACACAGAAACUGUGUAUAUUAUUAGAGAUACCCCAAGUAUACCACAUUUUUCUGAAUCAUCAAAAUAAAACUUUUCUAUGUUUGGCA